GCGGUCGCGCUCACACGAGGUUAUAAAAAAUUACCACAAAAUUCCGUAAGCCAACGAAAAGCCACGAUACCUUAAGUUUUUUGUGGUUUAGCCAUUUGUGAAGAUGGAGUUCAUCCCCGAAACACCAUACCUGAAGGUACCUCCAGACACCCUGCAGGUGGUGAGAGACGACAUCGGCAUGGGGAAGCCCGGGGAGAUGAAGGAGGCCGUCAGGAUCCUGGACGAAUGGGUGCACCAGCAGCCACAUUUUAUCAUGAAGGAUAUACCUCCGCACUACCUGGAGAUGACGAUAGUGAUGUCCAAGGGUUCGCUGGAGAAGGCCAAGCGCGUGCUGGAGAACAUGUACGCGGCGCGCACCGACCGCCCAGACUACUUCGAGGCUGCUGACCCUUACACCUAUUACGAGACGUUCAAGGACGAAGUAUGUGCGACCGCGCUUCCUAAAUUGACAUCGGAGUACUACAGAAUGCAGGUCACCAAACACAAGGGCAGGCUGACAAGAAAGGGACUGGAGGCCUUGAUAAAAUUCAGCUUUAGCUGUCUGGACUACAUCAAGAGCAGAGACUACGUCUGCGGCAUCGUGGUGGUGUUCGACAUCCGCGCGCUGGACCUCAACGCCAUGCUGCGCGACAUCUCCAUGCUGCUCGACAUCAAGAACGCCUUGCUCACCUUCCUGAACGCUUACGGAAUGCGUCUCAAGCGCAUCCACAUGAUCUCCUCCUCCAAGCUGGUGCACGGCAUCAUGAGCUUCUUCAAGUCGCACUUCAGCAAGAAGAUCUUCGACCGCAUCAUGGUGCACGAGCAGCCCCAGGAGCUGCUACAGUUCUACCCCAGAGCCGUCCUGCCGCAGGACUUCGGUGGUGAUGAGAAGAACUUGGACGAUUUGGAAUUGAUUGGACAUAAGGCGAUAUCUGGGGAGUCGCACCUGGCCCACAUGCGACUGAUGUCCGCCUGCCGCCUGGACCCCGCGCUGGACCCCAGCAAACAGCUCAACGAGGUGGACGGAGUCAGCGGCACCUUCCGGACCCUUAAUAUUGACUGAUGAUGCCAGGAUGCGGUUGGGUUAGACUAGGGUUGCCAACCGUCCUGUUUUCCUAGGGCGUGUCCUAG
Aricia agestis (brown argus) is the source of this 1110-nucleotide messenger RNA. RefSeq lists its product as uncharacterized. Gene Ontology annotation, molecular function: phosphatidylinositol bisphosphate binding. Gene Ontology annotation, cellular component: membrane. The transcript is spliced from 6 exons. Bases 104 to 1042 code for a protein of 312 amino acids. The record is from RefSeq and is a predicted model, not a curated record. NCBI's taxonomy places the organism in Eukaryota, Metazoa, Arthropoda, Insecta, Lepidoptera, Lycaenidae.